This is a messenger RNA of Osmia lignaria (orchard mason bee), 9043 nucleotides long. RefSeq names its product PR domain zinc finger protein 1 (gene Blimp-1). Gene Ontology annotation, cellular component: nucleus; cytoplasm. Gene Ontology annotation, biological process: cell fate commitment; regulation of transcription by RNA polymerase II. NCBI's taxonomy places the organism in Eukaryota, Metazoa, Arthropoda, Insecta, Hymenoptera, Megachilidae. The record is from RefSeq and is a predicted model, not a curated record. Gene Ontology annotation, molecular function: protein binding; RNA polymerase II cis-regulatory region sequence-specific DNA binding; DNA-binding transcription repressor activity, RNA polymerase II-specific.
UGAACGUAGCGAAACAGAAGGUUGGAUAAAGAUAGAUGAAAGGGUGAAAGAGGGUGGGAGAGAAGCUCUGCUGGCAACGGGUCGAUCGAAAGCGCAGCGCAGAGAAAUGCACCACCUCUGCUCUGGUCUGGCAGCUUUGCUGGCACACCACCACGUUCCUGGUCGUUGAAAGGAGAGAGAGAAACGAAGAGAGAGAGGGAUAACGAAGCGACCAAUACCAAAGCAGGGAGAGAACGAGCCAAGCCGACUCGCGUUGGGCUAGGUCAGGUCUACCCGAGUUUCACACACUGGUCUGCGUGUGCCAUCCAAAGAGAACCACCGAAGGCGGAGACCACCCUCGAGAAAAAGGGUUGAAACGCGAAAUCGUGUUCACCAUUGUGGAACAGUGCCGGUGGUGGUGGUUUUUUUUUGCCAGCAGAAUUUGUUUAAAAAAAAAAAAUAUAUAUACAUUUAUAUAUAGGAAGAAUCGAUCGUGUUGCAACCUACUACUCCUUCGUUUUUGUUUGUCGAACGAUCGGCAUAGUAAACGCGGCGUGCUCCAGCGUUAACUACGAUUAACCAGCGCAAAAUCUUAUCGUUAUCGUUUCGACGAAGAAACAACGGUGACAAAGUAGCGUCCUCUUUUUCUUUCUUUCAAUUUUUCUUUCGCCAACGAUACCAGAUCUUGUGGCGAAAAGAAAAAAAAGAAAAUAAGAAAAAAAAGAGGGUGGAGAGGGUGCGAGACGAAAGUAAGGUGAAGUGCGUCGAAGUGGCUCGCGUGGUGUGUUCGAGAGGAGUGCUAAACCAGUGCUUCCUGGAUAAGUUUCUACCUUCGACACACGAGCUGGAAUAAUCAAAACAAAAGAAAAGAAGAGGAUUAAAAGAAAGUAAAGGGGUGGCAGCGUCGCGUCGAGCUACCUCGAACCGAUAUAGUUGUUGAUAAACAACGAAGAGAAGGGAGAGUGUCAGCGGGUUUGAUUUGGUUCGGGUGCAACGGCAGCGCAGAUUCCAAUUUCCUUUUCUCCGAUGUCCUGAUAAUCGAUAAGCGUGGGUUAUAGGUGGCAGAGGACCGCCUAGGGCCGGCAGCGAUCGGCCUUAUCGACGUACAAAUUUCCUCUUGCCUAAGGGACACUUUUAAAUAAAUGUUGAGAAACAACGACAAUUUUCAUCCCUCAACGCGAGGCCAGAUUUGGCACCCGGGUGUACGCAGAGUCGUCGGGAUGCCGAUCUCUCUGAGAAAUCACAGGAUCACAUAAAAAAGACAAAAAUACGGUGCCGGAGAGAGAAACCUUUUCGAAUAUCCUGUUCAAAGAUCCACGAAGAGACUAGACUAGACGAGAGGGUGCUGCACUUUCGAUGCACCAAAAGUCUGAAGGAUGGAGGCCAGCGAGUGGGAUCACGCGACCUUGAGGGAAGAGGAAUUCGAGCAGCAUGCCGUGUAUUUGGUACCGGAUGUGGCGGCGUCUCCAACCGAUACCAAUCGCGCGGAAGCCUCCCUACCGAGAAAUUUGGUCCUGAAACCUUCUCAAGCCCUCAACGAUGUACGUUCUUCCGCCAAAGAAUUCUUUCUUGAGACUUCCUUGGUAUUGGGAGUUUGGAGUACCAGUUACAUUCCUAAGGGAACACGAUUCGGUCCUCUGGUGGGUCAAGUGUACACCAAGGACUCGGUACCGGCCGAUGCGAACCGGAAAUACUUCUGGAGGGUAUACAAGAACAACGAGCUGUUCUAUUACAUCGACGGUUACGACGUUCAGAAAUCGAAUUGGAUGCGUUAUGUAAACCCGGCUUACUCGUCCGAAUCGCAAAACCUGAUAGCAUGCCAGUAUAAAAUGAACAUUUAUUUUUACACCAUCAAACCCAUACUACCGAACCAAGAGCUUUUAGUAUGGUAUUGCAGAGAAUUCGCGGAGAGGCUCAAUUACCCGUUAACCGGCGAGCUGAUGCUUCAGAGAAUACGGCAACAAGUGCAACAAUCCGCUUUGCCGAGCGAAAUUCCAGCCACCGUGGAGGCAGUGUCUCCUCUAAAGGAUUCGUCCAUCUACGAGAGAAGGUCGCAAAUGACCCCGACCGACGGUUCUGUUCGAUCGGACGAGGGCUAUCACUCGAACGGUUAUCACGACGAGAUCCUCACGCCUCCGGAAGAGAGCAGCGAGUCGGACUCGGAGAACAACUACGUGUUGGACUUCAGCAAGAACGCGAAAGCGUCUGUGUGUAGCAACGAGGUGGUCAAGCAGGACAACGCAGCGGCGAAGAACGAGUACAGAAAGGUGAAGAUCAAGAUCACGAAGACCUACGGGAACUUUCAGACGUCGAAGGGUCUCGAAGCGAAUGGAAAAGACAAGGAUCAGGAGUUAGCGAGUCGUGCGGUGACCCCGGAACUACCCAAGCCGGUGUCUCCCAUCAUUCUACAGAAGAACGCCGUUCUGUCGACGGUGAACGAAGAAGAAAUACCGGAGAAAAAUCCGAAACCCUUCUACGAAUCCGAGGUGAAGGCUAAUUUACCGAGACCAGCCUACUUAACCAGCCCCAGUAACUCCAUCCUCGAGAAUAUCCUCCUACGUAGUACCGACAACAAUAACAACAACAGUCAUAAUCAUCAUCACAAUGGGACCCAACAACACCAUCAGCACCAUCAGAUACAUCAUCAAACGCACGUGGACUCGGUGACACCGCCGCCAUCCAGUCCAACGGAGAUGGCCUACUCCUACAAGAAGUCCCAUCGUUAUGGAAACAUUCUACCGUGCAGUCCUGAUUCUAGCUCGAACCUACCGAUGCAAGCGGACACCUGCGUCAAUUCAACGAGCGGAAACAGUGCCCUACCGAUGCAAAGUCCGACGAGUAAUCUGCAUUCGAGCGCUGGCAACCUUCAUUCUAGCACGGGCAAUCUUCAUUCCAGCACCGCUCCCAACAACCUUCUACAAUCCCAUCCAGGGACCAUUCAUUCGUCCAGCAAUACAAGCAAUCAUCAUUCCACCGCGAACGUUCUAUCCUCCAGCACGAUAUUAACGUCCACGAGUAACCUUCAUUCGUCAACCACGUCGACGAGCAGUUGUCCACCCAAGAGGAAGACCAAGAGCCCAUCGCCGUCUACCAAUCCCACGGGUACAUCCGCUCCGACGAUUCUCUACUCGAGUUCCGGUGGAUGUCAAAUCGAAUCUAGCACGGUGUAUCCGAACUCGGCAGCGAGUAGCAAUCAAAGCGUCUCGCCGAUUUCACCGAUUCAAUCGCCAUCCUCGUAUCCGUACGGUAUUUAUCAUCAGAACGGCUCGUUGCAUCACAACGUGGCGCCGUUGUCCAUCAAUUGCACCGCCUACUCGCCGACGCCGAGCGGAAACGUGGUGUACGAGAGGACAGACGGAAGGAGGCUGGAGGCUGCUACCAGCAGCCACCAACUACCAACCUCGUCCACCAUGCAGAUCGACACCAAUCAGACGUUGAUCGCUGGCACGCACAACCUCCACCUCGGUCAUCAUCCGGGUCUCACCAUACACGCAAACUCCGCGUCGUUGAACCGAUAUUCGCCCGCGAGCUCCUUGUCUCCGGACGAUCACGGUUGCUCGCAGAGCGGCUCCCUUAGCCCUAACUCCCAAGGAUCCAGGGGUUACAGGUCGUUACCGUACCCGUUGAAGAAGAAAGACGGGAAAAUGCAUUACGAGUGCAACGUAUGCUGCAAAACGUUCGGCCAGCUGUCGAAUCUCAAGGUACAUCUAAGGACUCAUUCCGGUGAAAGACCGUUCAAGUGUAACGUUUGCACCAAGAGCUUCACUCAGCUGGCCCAUCUGCAGAAACAUCACCUCGUCCACACCGGCGAAAAACCACAUCAAUGCGAGAUCUGUAAGAAAAGGUUCAGUUCAACGUCGAACUUGAAGACCCAUCUCAGAUUGCAUUCCGGCCAAAAGCCAUACGCUUGUGACCUCUGCCCUGCUAAGUUCACCCAGUUCGUUCAUCUAAAGUUGCACAAGAGAUUGCACACGAACGAGAGGCCGUACACCUGCCAGGGUUGCGACAAGAAGUACAUCAGCGCGAGUGGCCUUAGGACUCAUUGGAAGACGACCAGUUGCAGACCAAAUAAUAUCGAGGACGAGCUCGCCCUCGCAGCGGCGGUCGGUUCGCCGACCUACUACGAGUACGGUGGUCCCGAUAUGAAUGUCGGAAACAUGCCAAAAGAGUGCGAGCUGGAGCACAUCGAGAACUACGAAAGGCACGGAUCCGCACACGGUCCGCACUCCACGUCCCUCCACAAUCUGGAGAACUCGGUGGGACGACCAAGCGUCAUAGAGACCUCCCAGCCUCACAUAAUCGAGUGCACCUAAGAACCGGGGGUAUGAGCCCUUUUGCUCAAGCGCAAAAUAUCCAGCCGUGGAAUAGUAAACGAGUUGCUCGCGACACACGAGAAACCGACCUGUUUUUUAAUCCUCGCGAACAUGGCGACUGAUAAUAACACGCUUCCCGGUUCACGGUACACGAGGAAUUCUUUUCGAAAUGAACCUAUUUUUUCUUCGUUUCAUUCGUCGCUGGCAACGUGUAAUUAAACAGAAGUGAUUAUGUAUAAAGGAUAGAAAGAAGAUAGCGGAACGAUAGCGAUGAUCGCAAAACUUGAGUGAGAUUACGUGCAACAAAGUAAAAAUUCGGAGGUUGUUAAUGAUAUAAAAGAAAUGAAAAAACGUUGUUGCUUGGUUAUUGUUAUACGCGAAGGAAUUCAAGCUUUUUUAGUGGAUAAAUCAUCGUGGAAAGCUGGUUAAUUUUUUGAAAUCGUUACACGUCGAUCGUGAACGCGAACAAAGUUCGAUUUCUCUCAGGAGGUUGGACCGAAUCGACGAGAUUCCAGCUAAGAGCAGAAAAAUAAGGCGAAAGAGAGAGAGAGAGAGAGAGAAAAAAAGUUCCUUCCUUGUAAAUACUCGUUUCUAUAUUUUUUCUAAUAGUAGCGCCACCAACGAACACGAAUUCAUAUAAAAGAAGAAUAAACGAGAGAAAUGUGAAGCGUAAACGAAACAGAAAAGGGACGAAACGAAGUAGGAUUAGUGUGUCUCGAGUCGUCACACGAUGUCAUUUUCGGAUAUAAAGUCGAGAGAAUACGAGCUACCGAAAGUCGUUCGAGCUUCUCGAUUAUCCUUCCACGGUCCAUCCUGGAACGAUGCAUAGAAUAAUGGUACCGUGCGCUAACGUGUCGUUACUUUUCUUCCAUUAAAUACUUCCAUUGCUCGACCAAACUAAUUUAUUUUACAACACUUGAAAACUUUGCUGGCAGUAGAAUUCGGAUUUCAACUUGAAAUAUUCGAUUAUGUUUGAAAUUCGGAUUCUUUUCCAGAAAAAAAAUAUUGAAAACGCAUUCUAUAUUCCGAUGACAGUAAAUAGACAUAUUUCCUUCUUCCUCGCGUGUGUAUCGCGGUACCAUUUUCUAAGCGUUCGAGCCUGGGAAGUUAAAAGUGAAAAAUAUUAAAGAAAAAUUCUAGCAAGGCGGACUUUGUCGGCACCCGCCAGCAAAUUCGAGAAUGCGCGCGCGAAGAAGAAAAGCGAGAAAGACGCGACGAUCGAACGAACAACCAGUGACGACACGACUGCAACUAUACGAGACCUGUACCUGUAUAUAAUAACAUUACUAUUAAUUAUUCGAUAAUUUAAAAGGUAAUAUAUAUAUAUAUAUAUAAUAUAAGGAGCUCUAAUUUAUGAAUAUCUUUAUAUAUGUAUAUGUAUAAAAGCAACAAAAAAAGAACAAAAAAAUAAUUAAAUCGUCGUCGAUUGGCGAGGAAAACGGUAGGCUGCGCUCUACACGGUACUUUUUAUUUUUUUUUUAAAUAAAACACGAAACUUUUUUGAAAGUUAAGUGAUUUAUUACACGCGUACUAUAGUAACGUUAAAAACAAGAAGAGAAAAAAGAAAACUUUCGGUGAUCGAGUAUCUAUAUUUAUAUUUAUACACGUUCGUAUACAAGCAUACAGUGGGUGCAAGAAGUACUCGGGCACCGAUCAACUUUAAGCGAUACUUCACUGGUCCGUGAAUAUUUUUAAUAAUUUCUGAAAUAGAGUUCGUGGAAACAAAUAAUUAGGUACUCGUAUAAUCGGGGAAAUUAACGAGAAAAGUUCAUAAACCGAUAGAGAUGUACGAGCAAUAAAUAUUCGUACGACUGAUCGAUGACAAAUCUACCUAAAAGUUUCAAAACCACUCAGAAAUGAAUCAAUUACUUACUUAUAAGUUAAUUUCCAUCGAUUUUACAAUUUUUCUCAUUAAUUUCCUGAAUUAUCCAAGUACUUGAUUCUUGUUUCACGCGAUAUCUAUUCGAGUUUGAAACUGAUCGCUAUACGAAUACAUUCCGCGCCUGCUGUAUAUAGAUAUAAGAAUAUAUACAUAUAUAUUUUUUAGGCAUCCUUUUGUCGUGGAAUUUUCGAAACGGUAAACCCGAUCUGUCGACCCACGCGAACGAAUCGUUUUAAUUUCCCAUUUUUUCAUUUUCUACUCCAUUCUGGAGCAAACCUCUCCAUUCUCGACGCUAUUCUUCUCGUUUUUAUCGAUCGUUUCGAACUUACGGUUUCUUUUCUCCGGUUGUGGACGUUAAAACCGUCGUUGCAACGAAACGAUAACUGAGAACCGUCGGGGAAACAAAUCUUAUCGCGAUCGCGCACAAAAAAAUGACUCGCGGUGACGUCAAAUGAUAACACGUAUUCAAUUAAUUGUCAUUUCGUGUUACUAGUGGCAAUAACGAUCGAUGACGAAGCGUGGCGCGCUGGAAACGCAAUAUUUGCGAAAGGAUUGGCUUUGUACGAUCGAGAUCGACGACGCACCUUAUGCGUUCUAUGAUAUAUUUAUACCGUGGAGAGAGAAAUUUUCUCCCAAAAAUUCUUACUACGGAAAACUCGGUCUCGAACGAAUCAAGCAUCGAUUCGCAGCGUGCCGUGUACGAAGUAAAAAGGAAAAGGCUCGGGGGUGAUUUUCAUCGGGAACAAAUCAAAACGCGCACACUAACAACGGGAACAUCGGGUAAAAUUCGCCACUAUCGUGAGAAUGUGAAAGCAAGGGAGAUAAAUCUAGUCAAAAAAAAAGAAAAAACUAAUUUCAAUAUUUAGCCGAGCCUUCGAUUCGCGCCUCGUUUCAACGCGAUCGUUAUACCACUUAUCUUUACAUUAUAUUAUCUUUCUGUUAUUUAUAGAGUGUGAAGAAAGCAAUUGAAAUACUGAUCACCAUCAGAUAGAUUAAGAAAUUUAUGAAAAAAAAAAAAGAAAAAAGAAAUUCGAACGUACUAAUUGGUGCUGUGACAAUGGAGACACCAUUUAUUUCGUAAUCUCUUCCACUGAUUUGAACAAAAUUUCGUUUACUAGGUACUUCCAUUAAGUUUUAAGCAUCUAAUCGUCGAGUUAUCACGAUGAGAAAGCGCAGCCUACCAUUAAAAUGCGAAACGACAGAGAUCGUGAUUCGAUCAGCGAUUCUCGGCGCCUCCAAAAAAAGAAAAGAAAAAAUGAUUUUUAAAGAACGUAACGAUGAGACUAAGCUGGAAUCGCUAAUCGAUAACGAUGAUAGCACAUUGCUAAGUAUCGCAGACUGAUAUACGCACGGUUAUCUAGCAUAAAAAAAAAAAAAAAGAAAAAAACAGAACAAAACGGAAACAGCAAAAGAAAAUUACGUGCAUCGCGAUACGAUUCCAAGAGCGAACAGGAUCCGGAUAAACGGGAAUACGAGAAGAAACAAACGGUUGGAAUUCACAGAGCACGUUCGAGAAAGCAUUUCGAACUUCCUCCUUUCACAAUGCCUCUUCAAUUUCGAAAAGAAAAAAAAAAAAAACAAAACAGAAAAGAAAUCCAAAGGUUCCAUACGUCCACCGAUUCAUCUAUCCGUUUUAGCUUUGGAACGUAACAAGUUCAAUGGUUCCUGCAAAUAUGUCAUGGUGCUCGUCGUAAAGAUCCUUCAAAGGAACUGAUUUUUCUUUAUGUAGUACGUUUUCUUCCGGUUUCCUUACGGUGAACCCUUUUCUCCCCACCCUCUCGAAACAAGAGGGUUUCAUUUUUACCCUUGAAUCGAUACUUCGACUGCGUAAGUUUAAGGCAGCUUUAAGAAAGAAAAAAAAAAAAAGAAGAAAUGAAGUCGAAGAAGGUACGAUUCGCAGGGCCUUUUAAUUUUUUGAUUUUUCGCGAAAACACGUUGACAGAAAAAAGGAAAAAUGAAAACGGGCAACGUGGAGAACUCGGGCAUACUACCGAAUAAUUAGGCCAAAAAUGAAAAUUCUUACAUCAGAGAUAUGUUAUAUGUACGCUAUAAUAGCGGUCCCAUUGGUCGAAUAGAGAAACGCGCAGGACGCUGAAGACCAUGUAUCCUGAUCGUGGGUCAAUAUCGUAGAGGAACACGUUUCUAUAAUGUUGACUUCCGAUUACGAAUUUAGGCCUGCACACGUAAUGUUUAGGCAUAGAAACGGCAUUGGAAACGGGGACUUAGGUGAAAAGAAUAUUCUGUGUAUUUUGUUUAUAUCUGUCUUUGCCCGGGGUCAAAUUGGUUUUUACGUAUUAUCACUUCGCUACGAAAGGGGUGACAGAAAAAUUCUACCCUUGCCAAGAACGAGGAAAGAUCGUGUAAAUACAAAAUCCGGAAAUGCAACUCUCCCUAAAAUUGUAGGUGAACGAUGUUGAUUACGUAUAUUUUUUUACAAGUUUCGUACAGAGGAUGAAGAACCAUGGGCAAUGGGUUUCCAAUGGCGUUUUGCCGAUCAUUAUUCCGUGUAUUGCCACGAUUUCCUGCCUUGCCCGGAUUAAACGCACUAUUAUACAUAACGGAGCGAUGAAGGGAGAAAGAUAAAACGAAAGAGUGAGAGUGAACGAGUGAAUGAGAGAAUGAACGAGACGAACCUAGUAUUAUAAGAUUUAAAUUGUGAAAAAACAUAAAAAAAGAGAGAGAGAGAAGAAGAAGAAGAGGAGGAACGAGAAACGGUACGGAGAAACUAAAGAGAAGAUCGUGUAAAUACGCUAAGAAAGUAGAAUGAUCGAAGGAAACAAGCGAUUUAACCGCCUCGACAACACAAGACAAGCAAUAUUUAGUUCUUACCGUCUCGUAAAAAUAAUUAAUGAGAAGAAAAAAAAAAAAA